Molecule: messenger RNA, 2488 nt
Organism: Heterocephalus glaber (naked mole-rat)
Lineage: Eukaryota; Metazoa; Chordata; Mammalia; Rodentia; Bathyergidae
Gene: Gabra6
Product: gamma-aminobutyric acid type A receptor subunit alpha6
Biological process (GO): gamma-aminobutyric acid signaling pathway; monoatomic ion transmembrane transport; chloride transport
Cellular component (GO): membrane
Molecular function (GO): extracellular ligand-gated monoatomic ion channel activity; GABA-A receptor activity
Source: RefSeq, a predicted model, not a curated record
CUAGCAGCGGAUUUCCUCCCUCUAAUAUCCCCUGAUGCCUUACUCGAUUAUUGUCACUGCUCUCCAACCAUGCACUGUCCCUUCGGACUGUGCAUCUCUCCACUGAGUCAGUCAAAGGAGCCUGGGUGUCUGCAGGAUAUGGUCUAGGACCAUAAACUAACUUGUUCCAUGUGAAAAGACAGAAACAAGAAAAACAAAAGCAAGGGGAACCAUCAAAGUUUUUCUUCAUCUAUUGGAUUACUGACUGGAAGCAAGCAAGGAAGAGGGAUAUGAGGGAUUUGAACAAAUUCUCUAGCUGAUUAUCACAGGAGAGCUGAUUGGGAAUAUUCCAGUAAACCAUAGGAUGGUGUCACUUCUGUCUUGCCUGUACAUUAUUCUAUGGCUAGGAAAUUCCCUGGCACAACUUAAAGAUGAAGGCAAUUUCUACUCAGAGAACAUUAGUCGGAUCCUGGACAACUUGCUUGAAGGUUAUGACAAUCGGCUGCGGCCAGGAUUUGGAGGUGCUGUCACUGAAGUCAAAACAGACAUUUAUGUGACCAGUUUUGGGCCUGUGUCAGAUGUGGAGAUGGAAUAUACAAUGGAUGUUUUCUUUCGCCAGACUUGGACUGAUGAGAGAUUGAAGUUUGGGGGGCCAGCUGAGAUUCUGAGUUUAAAUAACUUGAUGGUCAGUAAAAUCUGGACACCUGACACUUUUUUCAGAAACGGAAAAAAGUCAAUUGCUCACAACAUGACAACCCCUAAUAAACUCUUCAGAAUAAUGCAGAAUGGAACAAUUCUAUACACCAUGAGGCUGACCAUCAACGCUGACUGUCCCAUGAGACUGGUUAACUUUCCUAUGGAUGGACAUGUUUGUCCACUCAAGUUUGGGAGUUAUGCUUACCCCAAAAGUGAAAUCAUAUAUACAUGGAAAAAAGGACCACUUUACUCAGUAGAAGUCCCCGAAGAAUCUUCCAGCCUCCUCCAGUAUGAUCUGAUUGGACAGACAGUAUCUAGUGAGACAAUUAAAUCUAACACAGGUGAAUACGUAAUAAUGACAGUCUAUUUCCACUUGCAAAGGAAGAUGGGCUACUUCAUGAUCCAGAUAUAUACUCCGUGCAUCAUGACAGUCAUUCUUUCCCAGGUGUCUUUCUGGAUUAAUAAGGAGUCUGUCCCAGCCAGAACUGUCUUUGGGAUCACCACUGUUUUAACCAUGACCACCCUAAGCAUCAGUGCCCGACACUCCUUGCCCAAGGUGUCCUAUGCGACAGCCAUGGAUUGGUUCAUAGCUGUGUGCUUUGCUUUCGUCUUUUCUGCACUCAUUGAAUUUGCAGCUGUCAACUACUUCACCAGUCUUCAGACACGGGGGGCCAGAAGGAAGGCACAGAUUACAGCCAUAUCCCCAGUGACAAUAUCAAAGGCGACUGAACCUGUGGAGGCUGAGAUUGUUGUGCAUUCUGAUUCCAAGUACCAUCUGAAGAAAAGAAUCACCUCCCUGAGAUUGCCAAUCAUUCCAUCCCCUGAGGCCAGCAAAGUUCUCACUAAAGAACCCAAUUUUCAGUCAACGCCUCUUACACCCCCAUCUCUCUCAACAGCCUUUGGGGGCACCAGUAAAAUAGACCAAUAUUCUCGAAUUCUCUUCCCAGUUGCGUUUGCAGGAUUCAACCUUGUAUACUGGAUAGUUUAUCUUUCCAAAGACACAAUGGAAGUGAGUAGCAGUGUUGAAUAGCUUGCAGCUAGGAUGACCCGCAUUCUACAAGUUCUCAUUUUCUGUAUUAAAAAAUAGCUCUGAGACUUGUGUAGAUAUCAAAUCAGAAUUGAAGAUCUGUAGCUCAUAGUUUUGAGUAAGCAUGUGUGGGACAAAAAGCAAUAAUGCUGCCCUUCAAAACUGAGAGUAAAAAUUGCUGAAAAUAAUGUAAUUUUUUUGUACAUUAGAGAGAAUUUAGUAAGAGAAUAAGAUGGAUUCAGGAUAAAUUUGCCAGUCUUUGUCUGUACUGUUCAGUGUUUUUAAUUGUCACUGUGGAUAACAUUUACAAGGCAGAUAAAAUAAGAAAUGCUAACACUUCAAAAUGUUGCCUUAAAUGUUUAUUUUGGCUUAGUUUCCAGAGAGCAAAAUAUAAAUACACUCUAAAUAUUUAUCAGUAGCUUUAUACAAGCAUGUUGGAGGCCUUUACACUGGCAAAAUGGCUUUCAGUAGCAUUGUCAAGCUUAUAUUGAAUUUAGACAUUUGUUUUCAACCUCGCUGUGCUCUUUUAUCUCAAUGAAGUUUGGUGUUGUAUACAUAUAAAUUAUACAUAGACCAUAAAUUAUGUAUGCAUAUGUACAUAGCUUUAGUUAUACUGCAGUACAGUGUUGUUUCAUCUCACUAAGUUCUCCUUUUAAAGUAAUAUGCUUACCAUAAUUCCAUGAGGUUGUAGAAAAAGUUGAUGAUUUUAAGGAAGAUUUGUAUAUUAUGAUUAUAGUUAUCUCUUAUAUGUUCCCCCUCCCUAAAUAAAACAAAAAUAAACAUGUU